Molecule: messenger RNA, 3075 nt
Organism: Manis pentadactyla (Chinese pangolin)
Lineage: Eukaryota; Metazoa; Chordata; Mammalia; Pholidota; Manidae
Gene: C4H1orf52
Product: chromosome 4 C1orf52 homolog
Exons: 4
Coding region: 2027-2614 (195 amino acids)
Source: RefSeq, a predicted model, not a curated record
AGUUGGCAUCUCAGGGCUCCCAAGAAAGCAGAAGUGGAAACAUUCUAUUUAUCAAAGCAAGUCACAAGGCUAGCCCUAAUUCAGAGGAAGAGAAAACAGAUUCCACCUCUUGAUGGAAGGGGUGGCAUGCAUGCACAGGCAUGGCAGGAAUUAUUGGCAGCCAUCUUCAUAGGCAGUAUACCACUGUUAUGUUAAGUUUGAGGUGCCCAAUAGACAAUGGAGUUGGAAAUUGGAUACAGGAGUUGGGUGUUCAAGGAAAACUUAUGUGAUAGUGGUAUAAAUGUGGGAGUUAACAUAAAAUGGUAUUUAAAGCCAUGGAACUUGAUGAAUUCACCUUGGAAUGAAUGGUUGACAGAAAAGAGGAAGUCCAGGACUGAGCCUGAGGUGCUUUCAUCUAGAGGUGAGGCAGAGAAGAUGACAAAGGAAAUUGAAAAGGACCCUGUGAAAUAAAAAGAGAACUAAAGUACAUGUUCCAGUGAAAGCAAGAGAAAAAAGUGAUUGAAGAAAGAGGCCUAUCUUGUUAAAAGGUCAAGUAAGAAGUGGCCCCUGGACUUGUAGGCCCCUGGUCACAUGUACGCUGUGGGUGGCUUCCAUAACAGUGAGUCAAAUUACUCAAACUAGGUGCCUCAAUUCCGGAGGCACUCAAUAGUGGGCUGAUUUUAAAAGCCAUGGGAUUAAUGUGGUUAUCUUGUGAGAGUGCCAGUUUUAUGACAUGACUGAGCCCCAGUUAAAACUCUGGACUCCCAGGCUCUGGUGAGCCUCCCUUGUCAGCAAUACUCUAUACCUAUUGUCACAUAUCUUUGCUACAAGCAAUUUGUACUGUCUACAAUUCCACGGAGAGGACAUCUGGAAACUCAAGUGUGGAAUUCUCUGGAACCUCUGUCCCGUGCACCUCUUUCCUUGACUGAUUUUUAAUCUGCAUCCUUUUACUAUAACAAACCAUAACCAUGAGUAAAACAGCAUUCAGGGGAUUCUGUGCAUUCUUCUAGCAAAAACUUUGAAUUGCUGUCAGAAGUGAGGAUGGCUUGGGGCACUCCUGAACUUCACACUUCGAAGGCAUUUUUCUCUGUUAACUUAUAUACUUGGAUGGAAAAUUCUGAUAAUUUUUUUGAGGAGCCAAGACAUCUGUUUUCCUUGAAGACUAGACAUAUGGUUAUGUCAUUUACUAAGAGAGGGAACACAAAAGCAGAAACAGGUUAAAUGGAAAGACAAAUUACUGGUCAAAUAAGUGGGUGUUUAAAGCCCCAGCAGUGUGUCCACAUGGAAAGUUUAGUAGGAGCCAGGUAGAGGUCUGGUCCAGAGCUUGGGGCAAGUUAAAAGUUGGAGAUCCAGAUUUGGAAGUCACAAGCAUACGGUAAUUCAUGCCAUGAAAAGAGAUGGACUGACUUUAUAAUACCCUCUCUAGUAGGCAUUGCUGAAAGAUGGUAUCAUAUAUGGGACACACCGAUGUUUUAAGGGCCAUACAGAGCAAAGGAGGCAUGGAAGAAGGCUGACGGAAGCCAGAGAGUGGAGGACACCUGAGUGGGGAGAUCCAAUCCAAGAGAAGUUUCAUCCGAGAGAUAAUUUGGAGUGAGCUGGAAUUAGGUCAGGCGGGAGAGGAUUCAGUUUGUGACUUGAUGAGUGCACUGAGGGAAGCAUACUGAGUAAUUUUUAUUUUGAAGAGGUGUUGCAAUGGGAUCAGAAGCAGUGGUCUCUCUGGGCAAGGGAUAAAGUGAAGUGGCAUUGAAAAGACAAAAUUCCUAGCUCUUCUGUGACUUAAACAAUUCUUAUUGAAUGCUGAGUUUGGACCGCCGCUCAGGACACACUCUCAGGACUCCUCAGAAAUGAACAAAAGUCUCUGCGUGGGUAAGUGCAGAGCCCCGUCUCCAGCCUCAGUCCUUCUGGCGAGGAGCAGGGACGCGGGGCAGCCGCCAGGGGGCGCAGGCGCGAGCCUAUCCGCAAGUCGUGGGUAGGAGCCAAGCCCCGGGCCGGCCCUCGCACGGCUUCCGGCUUCCGGUGGAGCCCUCGGUUGUAGAGCGCAGCCGUCAUGGCAGCCGAGGAGAAGGACCCGCUGAGCUAUUUCGCGGCUUACGGCAGCAGCAGCUCAGGCUCCUCGGGCGAGGAGGACAACAGCGAGCCGGAGGAGACGAGUCGCAGAGCCCCGGGUCCUGCGAAAUCGGCGGGCGGCCUCGGGAAAAAGGCGGAGAAACGGCUGCCAGGCCCAGACGAGCUGUUCCGGAGCGUGACUCGCCCGGCCUUUCUGUACAAUCCGCUCAACAAGCAGAUAGACUGGGAGAGGCACGUCGUCAAGGCGCCUGAGGAGCCUCCAAAGGAAUUCAAAAUAUGGAAGUCCAACUGUGUGCCACCUCCGGAGACCUACACCACUGACAAGAAACCUCCUCCUCCGGAGCUGGACAUGGCGAUAAAAUGGUCUAAUAUGUAUGAGGACAAUGGUGAUGACGCCCCACAGAAUGCUAAGAAAGCUCGGCUUCUCCCAGAAGGCGAGGAGACGGUGGAGUCAGUGUGGAUUAGAAGUCACUUUAAUAAAGGCACAUCUUCGGUAAAUGUCAUCGUUUUGGAGAUGCCAAAUGAAAUGAUGAAAAAGAUGAACAUUCUUCUAAAAAGCGCAAAGUAGAACCAGGAGAACCAACAAAGAAGAAAAAGUAGAAAACAACAAAUGACAAGAGUUUCUGGACUAUAAAACUUGAAAUAGUUUUUCUCUGGCAGAUUAAUUGAUAGUGUAAAUUAUUGUGAAAUAACAUCUCCAUGAAUGUCCAUGUUAAUUAACUAAUAAGUAUUGCUGCAGGAACUUUCCACAGUAGAAAUUCAUUUUUUAUUUAAAAUGUGUGUGUAUUUAAACUCAAAUGAUGACUUGUGAUUGUGAAAUUGACACUUGGAAGCAUUCUUGCUCUCACAGAAUUGGUGACUUGCUUUGAGAGUUUUGUCACAUGUUGACAUGCCAACGUUCUAUGAACCUUUUAUAAAGGAAUAUAUUUUUAAAGUAAAUAUAUUGUACUGUGAACUUGUAGGGUGCUUUUCAACAGUGUUUGUACAGUGUAAAUAGAUCAUGGAAAUAAAAUUACUUAUUGAAUAUUA